CGCACUUCGACACCGACCACGUCGUCGUCCCAGGCUUGAGACGGUUUACUUCAGUCUGGACACUUUACUCCAUGACCGGCACCACCGUCAGACACCAGAACUGAAAAAAACCUCAACAUGGAAACCCGCCCAGAGAGAAAACCAAAGAAGCCACAUUAUAUUCCACGUCCUCCCGGCAAGCCCUUCAAAUACCAGUGCUUCCAGUGUCCCUUCACCUGCAACAUCAAGUCUCAUCUCUUUAAUCACAUGAAGUACAACCUCUGCAAGAACUCUAUCUCUUUGGUGUCUCAGCGUGGGGAGCAGACAGGAAGAGCUUCCAGAGCUCCACAGCACAGCACUUCCUCAAAUCAAGGACACACAGAACCCUCGAUGCCUGCAAAACCCAGCCCUAUCCGUCCAGACCACCCGAACAGCAAAACUAAAGUGGUGGAAAAGCUGGACAAGUUGGUGGUCCAAGAGGUAGAGGGGGAAGAUGAAAAGGAUGAAAAUGAGAAUCAUGUAAAGAAAAUUAGAGAAAAUCCCUCUGAGCUGAUCAGCAGUGAAUGCAGAGAUCCAGGAAGUGUUGAGAACUCGUUAAAGUGCACUUCAUCAUCCGCCUUUUCUCCAGUUCAACGGAAAUCUGAAAAUGAAGCUCCGCCUUUACGUAAAGCAGAUCAACCCUCGUCACAUAUUCCUGCCCGCGCUUCUUUCCACCCUGGGCCACCGUGGGGGCAGCGAGCUACUUCUGCACCCCUCAAACCCCCUGCAGAUUACCCAGCAUACAUACUUCCAAGCACGCAAGCUUUUUACCAAACCUACUUGCAGAAUCAAAGCAUCCCUCCAGCCUACUGUCUAAGCCUACAAGAGCACAACAGACCCCUUGUGCCAGCACCUCUGAUCCCACCCAAUCAUCCGUCUCUCCUGCAACCAUACCCCUACAGAUACAGCCACCCUUUUCUUCAAGUUCCACCCUUACCCUAUGGGGUUUAUCCUCCUGAACACAUGCAGUCCUUACAGGGCUCGAGGUACAUCCCCAUGGAGAUGUUUGCCCAUGGUUUUGAUUCCAGGGAGUAUGGAAGGUAUGCAUACCUCCAACCUGGAUCCUACAGCAGGCCGUCAGAAGCCAGAGGGAACCAACUGAAUGUAGGAGACAGGGCCACUCGGCAAAGCCCAAUGGCUGGCUGUGCUGCGUCAGGGUCUCCGGAUAGACCGAGCAUUGCAGAUAUCACACAGCACCAUUCCAACAACCCACAGUCUACCUGCCAAUCAGAAUGCACCAAUUCGGGAAAGGGAUUAAUGACAGAACCAGAGAGAUUGAGGCAUCUGUGUAGCAAACAGAAAGAGAACAGUACGCAAAAGCAAAAAAGAGACAUUGUGGAAAAUACUACUCCCAGUUCUGUGCAAUGCUCAGGCUCCUUAUCAGAUGAAGCUGAGGAUGAAGAUAGUGAUGAUCCAGCCAGUCCUCUAAACCUAUCAAAAAGAGACCGGAACAAAUCUGAUGACGAGCUCAAGUCCGAGUCAGAAUACAAUGAUGAAGACGCACCUCUAGACCUCUGCCUCCGAGCGAAGUCUACCAACCAGUUCCAGACAAGUGCUACCAUGUGUUCAGAAGAUCUCCCUGACCAAGUCAGUGUCAGUCAGGCUCAGAUAACCCCAUCCGAGCAAGAACAGUGUGACCGCAGACACUCUGCAGCGUUUGCGCUCUGCCAGCUGGCCAGCUCCAGCAACAUCAAUACCCCUGAACACCCUGUAGAACCACGCACGGAGACUCAAAGUCCAGGUCAUGGGCCUGCCCAAGACCAGGCUCCUAAUGACGAGACGACUGAGAAGAACACUGCCGCCAAGGGGCAGAAACGAGCAAGCAACGAGGCAGCAAAGACAUCCAGCAAAAGGGUGAGGUUGAACGAGACAGUCCGGGACAAGAGAAGGAGAACACAGAACUGUUGAUUGGUGUUCGGAAAGGGACGUUUCAGGAGCUGCCAGUUUCAUAUGUGAGCUUUUGAGCCGGUGAAUGAUGAGUCCCAACCAUAGACUUACCUUUUAUAUGCAUGUUUUGUAAAAAGCUUUUCUUGCAUGCAGUAAGACAGAAUACAGAGUGCAUGCUUAAACUGUAUAUCGUUACAUUUUAUUUCUUUGUAUUGACUAAAUAAAUAGUGUUUGUAAAAUA
Messenger RNA from Clarias gariepinus (North African catfish), 2146 nucleotides. It is a transcript of the gene znf750, whose product is annotated as zinc finger protein 750. The record is from RefSeq and is a predicted model, not a curated record. Bases 118 to 1926 code for a protein of 602 amino acids. Gene Ontology annotation, biological process: positive regulation of transcription by RNA polymerase II; epidermis development. Gene Ontology annotation, molecular function: promoter-specific chromatin binding; DNA-binding transcription activator activity, RNA polymerase II-specific; RNA polymerase II cis-regulatory region sequence-specific DNA binding. Gene Ontology annotation, cellular component: nucleus. The transcript is spliced from 3 exons. NCBI's taxonomy places the organism in Eukaryota, Metazoa, Chordata, Actinopteri, Siluriformes, Clariidae.